UGUUGCCUGUUAGACAAUAUCAUUGUUUUUGCAAUUGCAUGGUAAAAAGUUUGAUCAUUACAUGGAGAAACAUAACAACUUAUGGUUUUUAAAACAUAAUAUUAAAGCAUAUCAGGUGCAUGCAUGUGGUUCUCUGGCUUCUCCAAAGUUUGGUAACGUAUCUAUCCGAUUUUCAAGGGACAAAAGUUUAGCAGCCACACUUUAUGCAAAAGCCUUUUUAUACAGGUAAAAUGUCUUUCCACUCAAUUUUUGAAACAAAUAAGUAGGAAAAUUGAGCUUAUUCUUGUCAUACACAAUUGUAAAGUGACAUUAUUUCAGCACAAAUGUAUGCAUCCGAGCGGGGGACAAGGCAAAAUCGUCCAUAUGUAGCUCAUUAUGAAGUUGUAGUUCGCUCAAAUGUGUCAAACACAUUAUAAUUUGAUAUGAUUCUACUUACUGUACAAUAGUUUGACAUGUAUAAAAGUUUAAACAUACAUUGUUACAGUUGUAUUAGCAAAUGCACACGUGGGACUGGAUUUUCACUAAUUUGCAUGUUUAGUGGAGAAUCAAUGUGUGUUGGUUUUCUCAUGGCGCAGCUCAUUUCUUAUUACUAAUGUCAUAGCUCUCAAUAUUCAACAUUAAUAAGAUAAUCUAACUAUUAAACAGGAGCCAGUUCGUGUGAAAAUAGUUUUACUGCAUGUUAAGAAUAACAUCAGUUAAAGUAAAUGUUUUCUAUAAUUCAGUCUACCUAUUAAAUUCUAGGACAUGUCUGGAAUUCAUUUAUAGUUCUUAAACAGAAAAACAUCAUACAAUCAUCAUACAAUCUAUCCGAAUCAUAAGGGGCUGAAUUAGAGAAUGUGCUAAAUGAAUUCAGGUCACAAGCAUUUGUCUGUUCCAGCUGUAUUGCAAAAGCGGCGUUCCAUAAAUGUGAUAAGCCAAUCGCAUAUCGGUAAAAUAUCACGUGAAUUGUUGCACGGAAGAGUCUAUUCCAUUGAACAAACGCUGUUCCACUCUAGCAUACGUUUACAGGUGUGAUUAUCUAUAUCACCUCCAUGGAUUUAGAUAAGAAUGUCUUUCAUCCAUUUAUACCCUGCUCAUUGCACUUUUAAUUUUAAACCCCUUUCAAAUACUCAAAAUACAAGACCUAAUGAUAGCAUGAAUGUCGACCGAAAACAGAUUUCCCAGAUUAAUAGAAUAGACUCUUCCUAACUUGUUUGGGACCCACAGCGCUUCCCUGGAUUAUACACCCAAGUAGAGAUGUCGGUAUGGAACUUUAUAGAUCUAGUGUAACACAGAAGGCAAUCUGUUGAUCAAACACGAUGUCAGAAACGACUUACGACACUAACAGGUUUCGGCUAAGAUGUCUUAUAAGGGAAUGCGGAAACAUAAUAUUCAAAUAUAGAGUAGAAGAGAAAGUUAAACCUCUCACGAUAGAGCAUUUUCUUCAAGACCCUGAAAACAAGCGAAAAUUAGACAGCCUUCAUAAAAAGCUCGUAAUCACUGGAGAACAGUAUGACCACCUGUAUCCAGAUUCGGGAUCGCCGUCUACCGAAGACUUUGACAUUACACUCUGGCUGGUUAUACUGCGAACCUUUUGUUGCUCCAGGCCUUAUAAUGACCCACUCUGGUACAAAUCAAAGAGUCCAGAAGCAAAUGACUUUUCACCUGAAGCAGAUGUAGUUAGAAUACGGGACCACAAAUCUGAGGUAGAAGAUGCCAAGGGACAAGAGCUUAACGAUAAAAACUUCAAAAAAAAAUGGGAAGACUUGUACCAGAUCAUUCUUCGUGCUGGAAGUGGAAUUGAUGGUUUGGAAAGCCGUAUACAGCAUAUCAAAGACAUGGAAUUUGAUGCAACAAAGGAUGAAGAAGUUGAGACAGACUUUAUGACAUGGAAGAAAAUGGAAAGGGAGUUUGAGCAAGGACUUGAUUUAUCGAUGUGUGAAUCAAAAAUAUUCCGGCUCAAACUGUAUUCUUUACUUGUUGACGGUGGGACUAGAGUAUUUAAAAACAUUCUUGAUGACAAGCUUCCCCCAUCAAGUCUCAAAUUAGCCAUUGCAAACAACACAAGCACGAUAAAGUUUCUUGAAGGCAAAGGUGUGAUAAAUGCCACUCAACUUAAGCUACUAUACCCAAGUUCAGGACCGCCAUUGUCAGAAGAAUUUGAUAUAACGCUUCUAGCCAUCUUGCUUCGCAAUUUUUGCUUCAAGACGAGACUUCCGGUUUGGAGUUCUAAAGGCCAGCCACCUGUGACAGACACUUCCCCAGAGGCUAAUAUUGUACGCAUAAGAGAGCAUAGGAACGAGAUCUAUCACCUUCCGAAAACAAGGGGCUUGACAGAAGAGGAAUUUGAAAUGAUGUGGGAACAAAUAACGCAGACUCUACUGAGAUUAGAUAGUAUCUGCAGCAAGAGAUUACCAAACUUACAGGAGGAAAUAGAUCAACUUCAAAGAAAUACCAUAGAUCCAAAACGAGAACAGGAGCUUCUUUGCAUCCUAGAUGAAUGGAUAAAAAUGGACAAAGAAUACGAGUCAAAGAUAAUAAGCACUAUUAUGAAACACAGUGCUUCGG
Messenger RNA from Mercenaria mercenaria, 2547 nucleotides. RefSeq lists its product as uncharacterized. Lineage: Eukaryota; Metazoa; Mollusca; Bivalvia; Venerida; Veneridae. The annotation marks the transcript as partial. The transcript has 7 exons. The record is from RefSeq and is a predicted model, not a curated record.